AUGCUGACUGACUUUAAAGUGGCGGAGGAACUGCUGCAGGAUGUCUAUGUCUGCUAUGAGAAGACAAAGGAGUCAGAGGCAGAAGAUGCAGCAGAGGAUGAGAACGAACCACAGUGGAUUGAAGUGAUUGUCGAGGUGCUGCUGAAGUUGAUGUCCCUCCAUUCCCACCUGGGGCGAGUCAUUGCUGUCUGCGUGUUUCGUUUGUUGUCUGAGCACAUCACCCCGUCUGCUGUUGCUCUUAUAACUGAGGUUCUUAUUCCAAAGAAGACUCCUGGAGGGGGAGCGGAUGAUGUUUUAGUUGAGACAGACACUGAAGAAAAUCUGGAUGACGAGGCUGAAGAGGCUAAUGAUUCCACCAGUGACUCCAGUGAUGAGGAUGAGCAGGAACCAAUGGACGAAGAAAAUCUGACACCUAUAGCUGAAACUUCUGAUGAUUCUCAUCCUCAACAAGACAAUUCUGGUGAUGACAGUGAGAGCUUGCCAGAUUUGAGCGACUCUGAGAUGUUCAAGAUGGAUGCCAUGCUGGCUGAAGUUUUUAAACAGAGACAGCAAAAUUCAGGAAAGAAAGUCCGAGUGGAGAAAAAACAGGAGCUGAUCAACUUUCAAGUCAGGGUCUUGGAUCUGUUGGAGAUAUUGAUCAAAGGAGACAGAUGUGGAGAUUUUGUGUUUAAUCUACUGAAGCCCCUGGUUACUUUGAUGCUGAAAUCUGGCAACACUGGGACCCAGGUCCUGGCCGACAGAGCUAAGACCUUGUUUACUCUUCUGAAAUCCAAAGCUAAAGGUCUCAAGGACAGCAUCCACUCAGCAGAAGACCAAAAACAGUUGUUCUUGGAGUUGUUGGACUUGGCAAAGAAAGCAACAGACAAGCGCCACCUGCAGGACGUCUCUGUGGCCUGUUACAUUCUGACAAGUAUUAGCCUGAGUCAGUCACAGUCACAGUCACAGGAACCAGCAAGUUCCUGCGCACAGCUGGUGAUGAAUGCUCUUGAGCGGGUAAUCACCAAGAAAUCAUCCAAGCCUUCUGUCACAUUCUUCACCAUGUUAAUAGAACUUGACCCGAGUCAGUUUCAAGAACUGGGUCCCAAGUUAGUUGAGAAACUGAAAGAAGAAUCUGCCAAGCCUCACACUCGGAUGGUCUGUUGCUUGGUCCUGGCCAGUUUGUGCAAGAAAUCAGAAAAUGUUAAAAAGACAGACUUGAAAGCUAUGACACAGUGGAUGAAAGAAGCUGUCCAGGUUGUCAAUCAGUUGAUUUUAUCCCUCUACAAAGUCAUUUUUUACAAGGAUGUUCUGACAUUGGCUGUUGCACUGCAAGCCAGACGAGAUAUCUUGUCAGAGGUGUUAUUUGGUGCAGAUGUCAAAGAACAUCUAAUGAAAGCCAAAUCAAAGUUCAACACAGAUCUUCGUCGCUUGGCGAACAGGAUUAUUUCAUCCAUAGACAAAGAGAAUUGCCGGCCCAAAUUUGCAAAGAAGCGGAAAGCAUCAAAUGCUGGUCUGACUAGCACUCCAUCCCAGAAGAAACUGCGAGUCUGA
Molecule: messenger RNA, 1530 nt
Organism: Candidula unifasciata
Lineage: Eukaryota; Metazoa; Mollusca; Gastropoda; Stylommatophora; Geomitridae
Source: the annotation of a GenBank genome assembly